This is a messenger RNA of Mycena citricolor, 2084 nucleotides long. NCBI's taxonomy places the organism in Eukaryota, Fungi, Basidiomycota, Agaricomycetes, Agaricales, Mycenaceae. The record is from the annotation of a GenBank genome assembly.
GUCACUCGCGUGAUGCUGCUCCCACCCUGCCUGGACUACGCUUCCAUUGCCAUUAUCCCCCUUGGACUGCACGAGCGUAGAGUCAGAUUCAUCGCAGGAUACACGUUGGUCCUAAUUAUAGCUCCUUUUUCGGCAUCAUCACGGCAAGUGUUAGCAUAUGCUCUCGCUCUGCAAUGAUCUGGCAGUCCUACGAGAGCUCCUACGAGUCAUAUGUGCGCAGAUUUGACGUUGCGGAACGCCUGAUACAGCGUCAAAGAUCUUCUGGUCUCUUCCAAAUUGAGUGCUACUAAAGUUGUAACUCAACUCGAGGGCGAGAAGUCGGUGGCCGCGUGCUGAAUUGAUUAUCGGAUCGCUGGAUAGGAUACCAAGCUUGAUCUCGCGCUGAGAACUCAUGCUUGGUGCAGGAAACAGGGUUUCCGGUCUCACUUCCGUUUGCACGCCACAUGUCGAGCGCCGAACUUCCUGCUCUCGCACGUUGCUCAUUCGACGCACGUAUCUUCCCCGGCUUCGCCUAUCCUUGAUAUCGAGGCCGAAUUCCAUUUCCCCUCCGAGCGCUUCGAUCCCAUCAUUCCGGUUGCCUGGCCCACACUUCUUCAUCCCACAUGCUCGAACAUAUGCGGACGCACCAUGGGGCACGCGGAACGGCAUAGAUCGUGUUUUCAGCACAAUGUGUACACGGUGUGAGUCUCUGUGGCUUAAAUAGGGCCACCAGAGGAGAGGAGGAGCCGUGCUGUACCGUCCACGAUGCUCUCCGUCGCCGCUGUCCUCGCGCUCUUCGCCGCCACUCCGCUCGCGAGUGCAUCGCUCAUCAAGCCCUUGCUGUCGCGGCAGGCGACGUCGAGGAUCUCAUCCGGAUGCUCCAACGGUGGCGCACUCUCGUGCAGCUCCAGCAAGAGCGGCACUUGCUGCUUUGAGGCUCCUGGUGGUUUGUUGCUGCAGACCCAGUUCUGGGAUACCAGCCCAUCGACUGGACCGUCGAACAGUUGGACUAUCCACGGUCUCUGGCCCGAUAACUGCGACGGCACGUUCACCUCCAACUGUGACUCCUCGCGGGACUAUACCGAUAUCGGAUCGCUGCUUUCGGCACAGGGCGGCAGCUCUACGCUUUCGUACAUGCAGACUUUCUGGAAGAACGACCCGAACGACGGCACCGACGCCUCUCUGUGGGCGCAUGAAUGGGCUGCUCACGGUACCUGCUACAGCACUCUCCACACGUCCUGUCUUCCGUCAGGAAGUCCCAAGGGUGCCGAGGCUGUCGCGUUCUUCGAGACCACGGUCAACCUUUUCAAAACCCUGCCUACUUACGAGUGGCUCGCCGCUGCAGGCAUCACCCCGUCUUCCAGCACGACCCACACUCUGGCGAGCUUGACCUCCGCUUUGCGCAAUGCUUGGGGUUUCACACCCGCAUUGAGCUGCACCGGUAGCAACCUGGGCGGUAUCUCAUACUACUUCCAUGUCUCGGGCAGUCUCAUCGAUGGGACCUUCCAACCCAUUGAUUCGCCCUCGAGCUCUACUUGCCCCUCGAGUGGCAUCAAGUACCUCACCAAGACCGGUUCGCCUGUCGGCACUACCACUGUGGGCGGCACCACGACUCACCGCACGACCGCGACGGGAACCAGGACGACCACGAGCCCGACAAACACUGCGACCGGUACACCCGGAAACCUGCCCUCGACCGCCACCAUCCAGGCGUCGAGCGUCGGCGGGCUGCUCUCGCUCGGGACGUGGUCGACUCAGACGCUGGCGACGUACCAUCUGUCGGGCACGACCGACAGCUUCACCAUGACGACAUCGAAGGGCUCCUGCGGCGUCAGCGGCGGCCAGCUCGCUUGCGGAAGCGGGGCUUCGACUACAUCCUUCUCGCUCGUCUCCAGCGGCGGCUCGCUCCUCCUUGCAUCGGACGGAUCAACGGACUGGUCCAGCUCCAACACGCCCAGCGGACAGGUCCAGGAGGCUGUCUUCUCUGGAACCGGCCAGGGUAUCUCGUAUACCCUCGAGGUCAUUGGGUCGUGAAAGUGUAGCUUCAGCUAUAUCAUCUCAUCAUGUAAAGUAAAAGUAACCAAUGCCAUCCAGCCGUCACAGAU